This is a messenger RNA of Canis lupus familiaris (dog), 945 nucleotides long. RefSeq names its product olfactory receptor family 5 subfamily G member 5 (gene OR5G5). Bases 1 to 945 code for a protein of 314 amino acids. Gene Ontology annotation, biological process: sensory perception of smell; G protein-coupled receptor signaling pathway. Gene Ontology annotation, cellular component: membrane. NCBI's taxonomy places the organism in Eukaryota, Metazoa, Chordata, Mammalia, Carnivora, Canidae. Gene Ontology annotation, molecular function: odorant binding; olfactory receptor activity; G protein-coupled receptor activity. The transcript has a single exon. The record is from RefSeq and is marked inferred.
AUGGAUUAUGGAAAUCAGACUUUGGUGACUGAAUUUUUUUUUGUGGGCUUAACAAAUCAAUUGCAGCACCAGGUUGUUCUCUUUGUGAUAUUUCUCUUGGUUUAUCUUGUUACUCUUCUGGGAAAUGUGGGGAUGAUCACCCUCAUUUGGUUGGAUCCCCGACUCCACACACCUAUGUACUUUUUUCUUAGCCACUUGUCCUUUGUGGAUGUCUGCUCUUCUUCUGCCAUUGGUCCUAAGAUGUUGACUGACAUCUUUGUGGAGAAAAAAGUAAUCUCUUUUUUUGGUUGUGCUGCUCAGAUCUGUUUUUUUGGUCAGUUUGUAGUGACUGAGUGUUUUCUCCUGGCCUCCAUGGCAUAUGACCGGUAUAUGGCCAUCUGUAAGCCCUUGCUGUAUACACUCAUUAUGUCCCAGCGUGUCUGUGUGCAGCUAGUGGUAGGACCUUAUGCCAUGGGUCUGAUGAGCACCAUGACCCACACGACUUUAGCCUUUAACCUACCUUAUUGUGGCCCCCAAAUCAUCAAUCACUUCUUCUGUGACCUUCUUCCUGUUCUGUCCUUGGCAUGUGCAGACACCCAGGUCAAUCAGUUUCUACUUUUCAUCUUGGCUGGAGCUCUAGGUGUGCUCAGUGGUGUGAUCAUCCUAGUUUCCUACACUUACAUUGUCAUCACUAUCCUGAGGAUCCGCUCUGCUGCGGGGAGGCACAAAGCCUUUUCCACCUGCUCUUCACACCUGACAGCUGUCUCCAUCCUGUAUGGGACACUCUUCUUUAUCUACGUACGCCCCAGUUCUAGUUUCUCCCUGGACAUCAAUAAAGUGGUUUCAGUGUUCUAUACAUCUGUGACUCCUAUGUUGAACCCCCUUAUCUACAGCCUGAGAAACAGAGAGGUCAAGGAUUCAUUCAGAAGGACGUUUGAGAAGAAGCAGUUUCUCAUGAGUAGAUAA